AUGGACUGUGAAGUUUACCUGAGCUUGCUGAUAGUUGACUCAAGGAACAACAGAAGAGGUGCCAACAUCAAAACAACCUACUCCAUCUUUCUCAGCACAACUACAACCUACAGAUGUGAAAACUACAACAAUAGGACCAAUGAUUCCAACAUACAUGACUCCAACCACAAAAGAAGAGGCCUCUACAUUGACAAAACCUACCACAUCAGUCCAAACACAACCACAAACUACAGAUAUGCAAAAUACAACAACAGGACCAAGGGUUCCAACACAGUUGACUCAACCCACAACAGAAGAGGCAUCAACAUCAAACCAAACAACCCCAUCUGUCCCAACACAGUUGACUCAACCCACAACAGAAGAGGCAUCAACAUCAAACCAAACAACCCCAUCUGUCCCAACACUACAAACUACGACUGUGCAAACUACAACACUAGGACCAAUCGUACCAACACAAUUGACUCGAUCCACAACACAAGAGGGCCCAAAAUCAACCCAAACUACUCCAUCUGUCCCAACAGUACUACAAACUACUUCUGUGCAAACUACAAUGAUAGCACGAGUGGUUCAAACACAAUUAACUACAACCACAACACAAGAGGCCCCAACAUCAAAGACACCUACUCCAUCUUUCUCAGCAAAACUACAAACUACAGAUUUGUGGUCCAGACAUCAUUUGAUGUUUCUGACGCUUCCAGCGUGGAGCAACCAGAUCAGGACAACACAAGCAAGUGUGAAGCUAUCUACAGACCAAGAUUUCCCGAUCGUUUUGUCGGAUGCACUGUUCUAGGUUUCAGUGCUACAACCACAAGACAAGAAGGGGUUACAGCAAAUUUGGGAAUUGUUUUUAAUGGGACUGCUUCAGCUGGAAACCUCCCAACAAAUAAUGCUGUUUCUAAUGCUCUUGUUGAGGCUGCAAGUAACCCAAACAAUACCUUCAAUGUGAGCUUUAUUCCCUCUUCAGUUACAAUCAUAAGUAGUCCAGUUACAAAUACAACUACAACUGUUGCACCUACAACUGCAGCACCCACAACAGUUGCACCCACAACUACAGCAGUUGUAAAUCGAAAUGUGACUUUCAGAUCUGUGCAAAGCACUUUUACAAAUGAUUUACUGAAUUCAUCAUCUACAGCUUUUCAAAAUAGAACUGCCCUCAUAAAGGGACAGAUUGAUCCUCUUCUUCAAAGCGCAUUUCCGUCCUCAUUCCAAUCUUCAACAGUUGUUGCCUUCAGAAAUGGAUCUGUCAUCAAUGAAAUGAGCAUUGCAUUUACUAGCGCCAAUGCUCCCAAUGCCAGUGAGGUUGGACAAGUUUUCAUCAAUGCAUCUUCAACUGUAACUGGCUUUGACAUUGAGCAAAGCUCUGUCACCGUUGAUGGCACAACUAUAACUUCAAGUGGAGUCAGAACCAAGAUCAGUCUCAUCACAGCCUUCUGUCUGGUGCUGAUGUCAGGGCUACUGUCAAGCCAGUAAUGGCAUUAGUGCUGUUAACCAUCUGAAUUUCUUUGAGAAUAUGAUUUCCAUCACUGGUGUGAAAACU
Molecule: messenger RNA, 1537 nt
Organism: Cheilinus undulatus (humphead wrasse)
Lineage: Eukaryota; Metazoa; Chordata; Actinopteri; Labriformes; Labridae
Exons: 9
Coding region: 1-1470 (489 amino acids)
Source: RefSeq, a predicted model, not a curated record